Drosophila hydei is the source of this 1565-nucleotide messenger RNA. RefSeq lists its product as uncharacterized. Bases 188 to 1549 code for a protein of 453 amino acids. Gene Ontology annotation, molecular function: protein binding. The transcript has 3 exons. The record is from RefSeq and is a predicted model, not a curated record. Lineage: Eukaryota; Metazoa; Arthropoda; Insecta; Diptera; Drosophilidae.
UAAAACAAGCUAGAUAAUCUAAAGUUUUGUUUUUUCUGGUUAGAAACUAAAACCAAAACAGCACAGCUAAAUAAAAGUAGCGAACCGCAAUUGAAGCUAAAAAUGUUGUAGGGUAACUACUACUAGUUGCUAUGCCAACAACUCACUGAUGUUGUGUCCAUGGAAUAUUUAAGUACUUGGAAGCAGCAUGGACGUCCUAUCGCAUUAUAGCUCUCCUGUGAUCGAAUUCCCAGCCGCACAGCCGCUAGAAAAGCAAAAUGUACUGGUUGACAACUGCACUGGCACUGAUCCUCCGCCAUCUUAUAUAGACACGUCUACCGAGACGCAGCAGAAACAGCAUGUGUCCACACAAACAGAGCAAAGCUGCAGCAGCAAUAAACAUGUGGAAUAUGAUGAGCGUGCCUUGGCCAAAUGGCUGCGGCAGAUAUGUCCGCUGGUGGAGAAGGAAUUAAGUCAGCCAACGCCACUCAUGGAUGAGCAGCAGUCCAGUCAGGUUACGCUGCAGGAGCAGCUGCAAGUGCACGCUUAUCAGAAGUUGGCGAUGGGCAGCAUUGAGAACUCUCAAGGUUUGGCCAUUUGGCUGUGCGUGCACACAAACAAUGCGCCCGUGUUGGUAGUCACAACUGUGGCACCUCACGACGAUUGGUGCGAGCAUAUGGAACAGCAAUUGAAGCUCUUUAUACCCCAGCGUAUGUCCCAUGGCAACUUUGUAGUAUACUCGGAAGCCAAAGCUUUGCCUCUCAAAUCGUGCUUACGCAGCCUGUGCACAAAUAAUUUUAAUAAGAAUAUUUUUGCCGGCUCUACAAUGGAUGGGGAGCUAUUCGUCUGGCUGUACGAGCAGGCAACCGUGGAAAUUAGACUGCUGUACAGUGUUUCCUCUACACAAGGCGCAGCCGUGGCCCUCGAUUGGGUCACGGAACAACGUCUGCUCGCCUGCUAUGCGAACGGCACAGUGCAUCAAUGGUUGGUGACCCAGCAAAUGACCAUGGACUGGGAAUAUUCUUUGCCAGCUUCAGUUGGCGCAGAGCUGACUACUAUGGUGUCGCUCGGCCUGGACGACUUCGUACUGGGUACCAAUAAUGGCGGCGUCUAUCGCUGCUGGAGCACAGGUCGCCAACCGACUGUUGAUAGGUCUAGCAAGCAAUUGCAAUUGCUAGCACUGCGCAAGCAUCGCUUCAUGGUCUCCACACUGCUGAAGACUUUAAUGAAAGGCCGUCAAAUUGUGAUUAGCUGCGAUUUGAGUGGUCAGACCUACUACCACGAUAUGCGACACGAGGAAGAGGACACUGCGCAAUUGAUUGUGCAAAUCCCGUUGCCUUUUAAGAAUGCCAUUGCCUGCAGCCGUGAUGCCAAUAUCAUCUAUUGUCCCAGCAAUGACGGCGCCUUGGAGUAUUACAGGAUCAGCGACGGUGCUCAUGCUCAUGCAAAAGGUGCUCUGCGUGGACGUGGACACUUCAUACGCAUCAGUGACAAUGGCUGCUGGCUAAUCACAGGCCUCUAUGGCAAUGAAUUUCAAAUAUUCUAUAUUGAUAGUACCUCAGGAGACUAAAUAAAAAUGCUUUCGA